This is a messenger RNA of Beta vulgaris subsp. vulgaris (sugar beet), 2337 nucleotides long. RefSeq lists its product as uncharacterized. The transcript is spliced from 5 exons. The record is from RefSeq and is a predicted model, not a curated record. The coding region runs from base 1 to 2337 and encodes 778 amino acids. NCBI's taxonomy places the organism in Eukaryota, Viridiplantae, Streptophyta, Magnoliopsida, Caryophyllales, Amaranthaceae.
AUGACGGAGGAUAGGAGUUGGAUGAGGCUACCUAGACGCUUGCCUGAAUUUGAAAAUGGAUUGGUUAAUUUCCUUAAUGCUUCAUUUGCUAAGGCAUCCCGAGGGAAUCAAAUUAGAUGUCCAUGCAAGCAAUGUAAGAAUCGGUAUUGGUGUCAUAGAAGUGAAGUCUAUGAUCACUUAAAAGUGGAUGGCUUUGUGGAUGACUAUGAAAUUUGGAGUUUCCAUGGGGAGGACCAUGUAUCCAUGGGGCAAGUCGAUGUUAUGGAAGAAGAUAACUUUGUCAUGCAUGAUAGCAUAGAUGAAUUAAUGCAUGAUCGGUUCAGAGAGACCAUAGUGGGGGCUGGGAACUCCCAAGGGCCAAAUGAGGAAGCUAGAAAGUUUCAUAGAUUGGUGGAAGAAGGCAACCAAGAGUUGUUUCCUGGAUGUAAGACCUUUUCAAAGCUAUCUUUCAUCAUUCGACUCCUCCUUUACAAGACUCUUCAUGGUCUUAGUAAUGUGGCUUUUGAUGAUCUUCUUAAGCUUUGGAAAGAGGUUAUUCCCAAUGCCAACCUUCCUUCAAAUUUUAAUGAAGCUAAAAAAAUAAUAAGAGAUUUGGGACUUGAUUAUCAGAAAAUUCACGCAUGCCCUAAUGAUUACAUGUUGUAUUGGAAAGAAUAUGAAGAUGCAGAAGAAUGUUAUGUUUGCCAUACAUCAAAAUGGAAACAACCGGAAGAGAAUCAAGGAAAUGGUAUAGCUAAGCCUUCUAAGAAGAAGUCUCGCAUUCCGGCCAAGGUAUUAUGGCAUUUUCCAUUGAAACCUAGGCUUCAAAGGUUGUUCAUGUGCUCCCAGACAGCACAAUCCAUGGCUUGGCAUGCUGAUGAACGUGAGGAAGAUGGGAAUCUACGUCAUCCGGCGGAUGGAUUGACAUGGAAAAGUUUUGAUUCUUUGUAUCCAAAUUUUUCCAAGGACUCUAGAAAUGUCCGUUUGGGUUUAGCUAGUGAUGGGUUCAGCAAUAAUAUUGAUGUCUACAUGCAACCCUUGAAGGAAGAACUUUUAGAUUUGUGGAAUAAUGGAGUUCAAACAUAUGAUAAGUACAAUGAUCAAACUUUUCAAUUGCAUGCUGCAUUAAUGUGGACCAUUAGUGAUUUUCCAGGUAGUAAGAAGGCUUUCAAUGGAAAAGAGGAGCAACGACCUCCUCCAAAACCCUUAACUGGGAUCGAAAUUCAUAGUGAGUUGUUGAAUUUUGAAAAUUCGUUUGGAAAAACUGUUAGGAGGAGGAAUGAUCCCCAGUAUCCAUGGAAAAAAAGACCAUGGUUUUUUGACUUGCCAUAUUGGAAGGAUAUUUCUUGUCGGCAUAAUCUGGAUGUGAUGCACAUUGAAAAAAACCUUUGUGAUAAUCUACUUGGGACUUUGUUGGAUAUUAAGGGAAAAACAAAGGAUCAUGCAAAAGGUAGAUUUGAUCUUAUGGAUUUAGGUUUCAAAGAAGAGUUGCAUCGUCAACUUGCAGAUGAUGGUAAACAUGUUUUCUUCAAAAAAGGAAGCUUUUCAAUGUCACCUCAAGAGAAAGAUAUCUUCUGUCGAGCUUUGAAGGAAGCAAAACUACCAUAUGGGUGUGCAUCUAAUAUUGCUCGUUGUGUGCGUUCCUCCGAAAGGAAAGUUGUUGGGUAUAAAAGUCACGAUGCACACAUUAUAUUGCAUUACCUACUACAAGUUGUUGUGAGAAAAUCUUUACCCAAGCAUGUGGCAAUUCCUCUCAUCAGGCUUGGAGCUUUCUUUCGAAAGCUUUGCGGCAAGGUUAUUGAUCCAAAAGACCUUGAUAGCUUGCAAACUGAAAUAACUGAGACAUUAUGUGAACUUGAGAAGAUAUUUGUACCUUCAUUCUUUGAUAUUAUGUCAUAUGUGCGUAAUCGAAGCCAUCCAGAGGGAUCCAUGGCAGAAGGGUAUUGGUUAGAUGAGUGCUCAAAUUUUCUUGCAUGGUAUAUGCAAGGAGUGAAGUCAACUCAUUCCAAUGAAGACAAGAAAGUGCACCAAGUUUGGUAUGCUCCAGAUCCUAUUAACUCGAGGUUGAAUUAUGUUAUGAAUGCAAUUCCAAGGGACAUUUAUGAUUUUGGGGAAGGUGAAGAGGUUGCACACUCUAAUAGGUGUGUGCCCGAAGACAAUGGCUCGACUUCCCUUGUUAGUAUUGAUGAUACAGAAAUUAACUUAUCAAGGGAAGAUAUAGAGCCUAUGGUAAUGGAUGCAAAUGUCACUCUUGAUGGUGUUGCAACAGAUGAGCAAAACCGUGAAGACUCAGAUUUUGAUGAUACCGUGUGGGAUUGGAUGGAAGCAGAUGAGGAUUUCGACAAUGUUGCUGAAUGA